AUGGCGCAUCUACUGCCCCCAGCAGGAGUCCAGGAACCUAAAGGAGACCAGUUCCGCUUUCAUAGUGUGGUAGAGAACACGGCCUGCGAUCGUCGAUAUGAUGAUAUCCCAGUCAAUAUUCACGACUACAGGUGGACCGAUUACGCAGAAGAAGAUCGCAAGUGCCGGGCACAGAACCAGCAGUAUGCUCGCCAGCAGCAACAGUCUGACAUCCACAGAGCUAAAACAGAAUGGGCAGCUCAACGUGCAGGCAGGACCAGCUCAGGUCAAGGCUACACUGUCCCGGGUCAGAGUUCAUCGGGUCACUGUGGUGGAAGUCAUGGCCCCGGAGUAGCUGCCCAAUGGGGUUUCUGUCCUCCCAUCGGGGUAGAUCCCAGGAGUUUGAUCAGGCCACUAAGCCAAUCGGUGGACAGCUCAACCAGACCUACAGGGGAUCCAUAUUUUGCUCAAGACUCGCAGCCAAGCUGCCCACCACACCGUGCCCCAUUGGCCAGGAAAGGGGGCUUCAACUUCCAGAAUUGGUUGGAUUCUUACAACAAACGCCUACCACCAGCCCACCUCAAGGAAACCUGCGUCCCCUCUCUCUGCACAUGGUGCCGUCCCAUUUAUGUCGACUGCUGUCCCGACUACCUGAACCCAUGGGCCUAUUCUAUAGCCCACGUGGGACCGUUUUACAGUUGA
Candidula unifasciata is the source of this 681-nucleotide messenger RNA. The record is from the annotation of a GenBank genome assembly. NCBI's taxonomy places the organism in Eukaryota, Metazoa, Mollusca, Gastropoda, Stylommatophora, Geomitridae.